AGAGUGAAUGUGAACACUGAUCUUCUACCACUUGCAAAAUCUGAGCGGUUUUGCAUUAGGUACCGCAUGGAGCGAACAAAAGUCAGAGGUGAAGGCCACGGGGUCUCUUGCAAUGCUGCAGAGAUGUCUAAGAACACUGUGGAGGGAACUGGCUAUGGUAGAGAAGUGCCUGGAGAAAUCAAGUUGCCUAAAAGGAAAGCGAAAAUGAAAACUGGGAAAAUGGAAACAGGGAAAUUUUAAAUGAUGAAAGGAAAAAUGGUCCAGCAGAUAAAUAGAGGGAGAUGGAAGGACAGCACAGAAGCCAGCAUCAACCAGCGACGAAGCUGCAAGUGCUUCCACGCAAGCCAUGGCGUGCAUCUCUGUUGGAGCCCGGGGAGGCCUGUGGAAGAUCUGCCUGGUGGCGCUAUUAUCGGCUCAUGUCGCAGCGCUGGACUGCAGCAACUUCAGAGACCUGCAAAAAGUGCUCAACAGGAACAGCAUGCAACUGCUGGGACAGGUGGCCGGAGCAUUUCCCGAGGAGUGUCUGGAGGACCGGCCCACCUUCCGGUUCCCCGACAAGGUCCUGCGGUCCAAGGCUCCACAUAACGCCUGGAUGGCCACCUAUGAAAUCCUCCAGAAGCUCUUCAGUCUCUUUAAAAGGACUCUCCCCAAAACUGCCUGGGACACACGCAGUGUGGAGAGGCUCCUAAACGCGGUCCAUCUCCAGAUCAAGCGGCUCGAGACAUGCCCGCCUACAAACAGGCUCUAUCCGAGAAGCCGAAACAAAGCUACGGGACUGAAGAAAUACUUCAGAAAGAUCGACGAUUUUCUCCGAGCGAAGAACUACAGCAAGUGUGCUUGGGAGGUGGUCCGAAUAGAAGCCAAGACCUGGUUUUACUAUCUGGACAAGCUCAAAAACAGGCUGUAAAACUAUGCACUGAACAUUUCACUGCCUCGGAGCUUUGUGUCAAGCAGAGAAGUAUGAGCAAGAAACUACUGACUGGAGUUUCAGCUCCAAUGCAGACUUUGGGACUUUUAGCAACUCUGCAUGCACUUGACUUCAUUACUUGCCUGUAAAGUGAGUGCAGGUACCGCACUGACCUGGUGGACCCUGUGGAAGUUAUCUACAGAACAGUCUUUGCAAGUCAAGAAAUGACAGGAAUAUUUUUCUAAGAGUUAUUUAUUUUUGGUAUUGUUAACGUUCAUCCUGUCGUUUGUUAAAAGUGACCAAAUGUAUUUAUUUAUUUAUCUAUUUAUUUAUCUAUUUAAUUUAUAACUUUGUUUUCUUAAAGUAAAAGUCUGAUUUUACCAAAAAAAAAAAAAUGAUGAAUUUGAUGGACUUAAUGUGUUCUGAGCACAAUACUCAAUGUUUCUGGUAAGUCUGAUGUGACAACUGGGUGAAAUUUAGCUUAGAUUAUUUUACCAACAGAAAGAAAUGGGAGCCCAGACUGG
This is a messenger RNA of Alligator mississippiensis (American alligator), 1431 nucleotides long. Its product is annotated as interferon type B-like. Bases 347 to 907 code for a protein of 186 amino acids. The transcript has a single exon. Gene Ontology annotation, molecular function: type I interferon receptor binding; cytokine activity. The record is from RefSeq and is a predicted model, not a curated record. Gene Ontology annotation, biological process: cytokine-mediated signaling pathway; defense response; B cell differentiation. Lineage: Eukaryota; Metazoa; Chordata; Crocodylia; Alligatoridae. Gene Ontology annotation, cellular component: extracellular region.